Messenger RNA from Aspergillus versicolor CBS 583.65, 1240 nucleotides. RefSeq lists its product as uncharacterized. Bases 44 to 1129 code for a protein of 361 amino acids. NCBI's taxonomy places the organism in Eukaryota, Fungi, Ascomycota, Eurotiomycetes, Eurotiales, Aspergillaceae. The transcript has a single exon. The record is from RefSeq and is a predicted model, not a curated record.
ACAAACAACACAUCACAAAUACAUAUCCAACCCUGAGCCCAAAAUGCCGAGGAGGUACAGAAAAAACGGAUACGGCCUCGAUAUGUCGGCGCUCCUCCAGCCGUUCUCUUAUAAUGGAACGAACGCCAAAACACCCACAAUGCCCAGAAGGCACCUACGAACCGGAUACGUCAAGCAAAUCGCCCCCCAGCCGCACGCAUCCAAGGAAAAUGACACCAAAAAGGGCACAAACAGGAGGUACGGACGAGGCACAGACGUCAACCCUAUGCCAAUUGUCUCCCAGACCCCCUCAUCUAAGGAGGUCGAAACCGAAGCAAGUACCAAAUCCAGGAAAUGUCGUUUCUAUCGCCGCGACAAACCCACAAAGCAAAAGGAUGGCAGCGACGACGAUAACUACACAGACUCCGAAGAGGAAAUUGUACCAGACCUCGACGAAGAGGCUCUCUCACUACUCCCACUUCAUCUUCAAAAUAAUAUGCGUGAAAUUCAUGCAGAGCGAGUCCAACAGUGGCAACAAAACAAUUUCCCAGGAGAGCAACCCCAGCACGAGCGUCAACUCUGCUUUCGACACCGAAAACGCGAGAAGCCAGAGCGGAAACAGAAAGCAGAUUCCGAGUCGGAUUUUGAGCUCAGGGGCAAUGAGUGCAGCAAAUACGUGGAAACGUGGUUCAAGAACAUGAUGGCGGGCGUGGCGGCCACAAGAGAGCAGGAUGCGAGGAUGUUGCAGGGGCAAAAUGCUGAUAGCCUUGGGACUCUGGAGAAUAUGACUUGGUGUCCAGUACGGCAUACAUGGGUUCCUGCUUACUUUGGGCAAGAACAUGGAGAGAAUGAGGUGGACGAUAGGUCUCCGGGUAGUCGCACUAGAUUGUGCGGCAUCGGUAGCCACCAGACCUCUCCUAUGUCUGAAGCAGAGACAGUCGUUGAAAAAGACUACUUUCGACCCCGUCCUAACAAAGGGUAUAUGUGGUGGAGGUGCUCUGGGCCGUUCUAUGAGUUAGAGGCUGGCACUCUUCAAAAAGGUUGCCAGGGCGAGAAACAGUUUGUUAAAAAGCCCCCGUCGCUACUUUCAAAAGCGUAUAAUGGGGCCCGCAAAAGGACCCAAAACAUCAAACAAAUCUUCAAGAAGUGAAUGCAUUAUUGGAUUGAUUGUGAGUUCAGAGUGCUGAUUAGCGUUUGGAUUUCGAUGUGGGAUUUGGAAAGCGAGAAACAUAGGGUAUUGUGUAUGGUUUUAAGGUCUCCC